This is a messenger RNA of Drosophila bipectinata, 577 nucleotides long. NCBI's taxonomy places the organism in Eukaryota, Metazoa, Arthropoda, Insecta, Diptera, Drosophilidae. The record is from RefSeq and is a predicted model, not a curated record.
UUUGAGGUUCUGUGGGAUUGGAGGUCAGAGAAGCUCUUCCAGACAAAGGAAAUGGUUUAGUUUUUGGGAUUCAGAGUGGUGGGUUCUAUACCUAUAUCUUCUAUAUCAUUAGACCUUUGCUUCUUCCGUCAAAAUCCCCCAACCAGCCCGGGCCUGGAGCCCAUCAUGGCCCUCAUCCAGAUCGAUCUGUGCGACUUUGAUGCCUACCGCGAUGCUGGACGCAUGGUGACCGAGUGCCACGACUUUGCCGACCACCUCAUGGUGGCCGAAUUCCUGCCCUUCAACAAGCGGGUGGCCUACAUCAACGUCCGCACCCUGGAGCAGGUGGUCUACUGCGUGGAGCUGAGCCACUGCGGGUACAGGAUCGUCUCCUAUAACUUUGACGACGUCGCCGAGGAUGUGGCGGCCUGUGACACCAUCUAUCCCUCCGCCCACAAGCUCUUCGCGGGUAUAAGUCCCCUCUACGCGGAGGAAUUCGGCUUUGGGGUAGUGCCGCUGAAGAGGAAGUAGGCUCCAGGUGGGGGCUAAUUGCUCCUCCAAGCUCCAAAAAGUGAUAAUUAAACGUUUUGCAGGUAAA